AUGGGAUGUGAUUCGGAAAGGCCAUCUGUUUUAUUGUUUGUUUAUGGGACUCUCCAGCGUGGUGAGAACAACUAUGCUUGGUGGAUGGCAGACCCUUGCCAUUCCAAAUUCAUAGGGACAGCGCAGACGCGAGAACGGUACCCGCUGUUUGUAAAUUUACUCCCCGGAUCUCACAGCUGUUCGCCGUGUCUGCUUGACAAACCUGAAGUUGAAGAGGGAGAGAGAAAUGGGAGCAAUAACGUGAUGGGCAGUAUCAACCAUAGUGGUACUACUUCUAUCGAUAAUAAUAAUAGUCGUGAAGGUGAUGGUAGGGAUAAUGUUGCUGCAUCUCACUUUGUUGUGGGUGAGUUGUUUAUGGUGACGGAAACUAUGAAGAGAUGGCUUGAUGUCCUUGAGGACGUAGAGAAGGGCACGUAUACUACUGGUGAUAUUGAUGUUAUUCCCCUGGAUAAUGAGGAAAUAGUAGAGAGCAUGCUUCAUCUUAAUGAAGAUGGGACGGUAAAAGCACUAGUAUACUUUCGUCAGAAAGACUACCCAGAAGAUUGGAACGCCAUUGUUCCUGUAAGAAGUACGCGACUUCUACAACGGUUUUCUGCGGCAGAGUGUCUGCGUGAGUAUGGAUCUCGUUUUAAUGGGUGUCCUGCCCACUUGCGUUGGGCAGCGGAGCUCCAGGAAGGACUGAAUAAAAUUGGAUGUCCGUAUAGUGGUGUCUGCGGUGUACCUAUACGUCCUAAACCAAUUGUGUUCUUUAUUAUUGAUGGUAUUGGAGACGCCACAUACGCGGAGCUCAACAACCGCACACCUCUAGAGGCAGUUGCUGGUGUGCCUUUUGGAGAGUAUAACCAAACAAAUGAGGUACAGGAGACAAGUAAAGAGGGUGAACAUUCUAGGAACAGUAACAAUAACAUCGAGGAAAAUAAUAAUAUUAAUAACACUCGACAUGUGUGCGUUUCGUCAGGUAUUAAUGUGGUUGCAGAGAACGGAGUGAAUGGGCUUAUGGAUGUUUACGAAUCUGGUGUGAGUUGUGGCAGUGACACAGCGCACCUUGCGCUCUUUGGUUACCCACCAAAGCAGUACUACGGAGGUCGAGGGGCUUUUGAGGCGCUUGGGGCCGGUCUUGCGCUUGAUGAGACGGACAUCGCCUUCAAGAGCAACUUUUCCGUUUUGGAUGAAGUUACGGGUAUAGUGACCCACCGCCGUUGUGACCGUGAUUUUACCGCAGAAGGCCCUGUUCUGGCCGCAUUCCUCGAUGGAACUGUCAUUGACACCGAUGACUACAGUGAUGAUGAUGACAACAACGAUGCUGAUAACGACAAGAACAACACGGACGAGAAGAGAGAGGAGACGCCGCGGCACACGGUGCGGGUGCAGUACGCGACGGAGCACCGCUGCGGGGUCGCCAUCACCGGCCGCGGCCUCUCGCCGCUCGUGACGGGCACCGACCCGCUCGCCGACGGCCGCCCGCUCCGCCACUGCGCCCCGGCGGUGGGCCCCGCGCACAAAGACUACGCCGCCGCCCGCUACACCAGUCGCGUGGUGAACGCCGCCGCCCGCCGCCUCACCGCCCGGCUGCGCGAUCAUCCCAUCAACAUCGCACGCAUGGCGGCAGGGAAGCCGCCGGCAAACGCGUUGCUUCUCCGCGGCGCCGCCACUCGCGGGGAAGUGCCGUCAUUCGCCCUGCGACACGCGUUGAUAGGCGCCGUCGUGGCACCAACGUGCAUUAUUCGAGGACUCGCCGCCAGCUGCGGACUUCACCCCGUGCAGGCACCAGGCGCCACAGGCGACUACCACACCAAUGUACGUGCAAAGGUGGAAACCGCACUUCACACACUAGGUAUACGUUCUCACCACACAGAAACAAUGGAAAAAGAGAAAGAGGAGGAAAAGGAGAAAGAAGAAAGUGGCAAUAACUUUGUUGUGAUUCACGUCAAGGGUGUUGACGACGCCGGGCACGACAGAAGUCUUGAGAAAAAGAUCAUGAUGCUGCAGAAGUGCGGUGAGGCAAUGCAACAACUCUGGGACGCAGUGCCUGAUGGAAGUACUAUGGUAGUACUCGCCGACCACUCUACACCCGUCACACUCGGUGACCACUCCUGCGAACCCGUCCCAGUCUCUAUUGCAACAAAGGGAAAUAACAAUAUCACACGGGAUGAUGUGAUGUACUACAGUGAAGUGGAGAGUAGCCGUGGGGCACUCGGACGGUUUCGUGGUGAAGAGUUGAUUGGUGUGGUCAAACGCGUUCAUCAUUGGUACCACUACGCCCCACAGUGUGUGAAAUCAAAUGAGUAA
Trypanosoma theileri is the source of this 2289-nucleotide messenger RNA. RefSeq names its product putative 2,3-bisphosphoglycerate-independent phosphoglycerate mutase. The transcript has a single exon. NCBI's taxonomy places the organism in Eukaryota, Euglenozoa, Kinetoplastea, Trypanosomatida, Trypanosomatidae. The coding region runs from base 1 to 2289 and encodes 762 amino acids. Gene Ontology annotation, molecular function: metal ion binding. The record is from RefSeq and is a predicted model, not a curated record.